AUGGUCAAAGCAGUCGCAGUCGUUAGAGGUGAUUCCUCCGUUAGCGGAGUUGUCAAGUUUGAACAAGCUUCAGAAUCCGAGCCAACCACCAUCUCAUGGGAAAUUGAAGGUAACGACCCAAACGCAUUGAGAGGUUUCCACGUCCACGCCUUUGGUGACAACACCAACGGUUGUACCUCUGCUGGUCCUCACUUUAACCCAUUCAGCAAAACACACGGUGCACCAGAAGAUGACGAGAGACACGUCGGUGACUUGGGUAAUAUCUCAACCGACUCCAAGGGUGUUGCCAAAGGUACCAAGCAAGACUUGCUUAUCAAAUUGAUUGGUAAAGACUCAGUCCUCGGUAGAUCUGUUGUCGUCCACGCUGGUACCGAUGAUUACGGUAAAGGUGGUUUCGAAGACUCCAAGACUACAGGUCACGCAGGUGCUAGACCAGCAUGUGGUGUCAUUGGUCUUGCCGAAUAA
Molecule: messenger RNA, 465 nt
Organism: Lodderomyces elongisporus
Lineage: Eukaryota; Fungi; Ascomycota; Pichiomycetes; Serinales; Debaryomycetaceae
Gene: SOD1
Product: superoxide dismutase
Exons: 2
Coding region: 1-465 (154 amino acids)
Biological process (GO): superoxide metabolic process
Molecular function (GO): copper ion binding
Source: RefSeq, a predicted model, not a curated record